GAUGAAGUGAAGGUUCCCUCAAAACUCAGCAUCUCCAAAUCCUUGAGGGUUUCUGAGUCUGUGUCAGGAAGCAGAGGAGGCAGCAUGCUGGAGCUGAAGGAAGUUGUGGAAGGGGAGGAGGCAGGGGAAGCAGAGAAGGCAGACAAACCCCAUGUAGACCUCUCGUCAGAUGAGGAGGGGUUGGAGAUCGAGGACACCAUCGAGGAGACCCGCGCCGAGCGCAUCAAGCGAAGCAGCCUGCAGCGUGUACAAACCCUGAAGACGGUCUUCUCAAAGGAGAAGAUGGAUAAGAACAGAGCAAAGACCAAAGAGAACCUGGAGAGGACCAAACAGAAAACCAAGGAAAACAUUGAGAAGACAAAGCAGAAGACAAAAGAUAACCUGGAGAAGACCAAGCAGAAAACCAAGGAUACUUUGGAGAAGACCAAACAGAAGACCAAGGACAAUCUGGAGAAGACACGUCACAACAUCGAGAAGAAGAUGGGGAAGCUCGGAACACGGAUGAGUGUCAACCCUGAUCGCAAGCAGAAGAUCGUGACAUCCCGUGAGAAGGUGAAGAAGUCCUUCACACCGGACCAUGUGGUUUACGCCCGCUCAAAGACUGCUGUGUACAAGGUGCCCCCCUUCACCUUCCACGUCAAGAAAAUCCGUGAGGGUGCCGAAGAGGUGAUCCAGGGAACCGAGAUGGUGGAGGUGUCCCAGGAUGCUGAUGCCUUCAGUGGAGUGGAUGGGGAGGUGGAGGAGGGCGCAGUGGAGCUUGAGAUGGAGAUGAUGAAUGGAGGAGGGGAUGAGGAAGAAGCUGACGAGGAUGAAGAGGAAGACAGCCAAGAGGCUCUGCAGGAGAAUGAAGACAGAGAUAGAGACAGCGACUAGAUAAAGAAUAAGGAAUUGGUAAAGAUCCCUGAGAUUGUUAUGUAAAAGCAAAAUUGGGGAUUGCUAAAGAAAAAAAGAUGGUUCAUGACAACUUGGGUCUAUUUUUGUUAUUGUUUCAGCCAUUAUUGGUGUCAGUUAUGAUAACUUUGUACCUACAAGUAAUUGCUGAGAUCUGGGAACACGUGAACAGAUAGGUCAGUCAGAUGGUUAGACAGCUGAGUUAGGGUUAGGGUUAUGUAAAGUACAAACCACUUACAGAAAAACGUGUGGACAAGCACUGCUAUCAUAAGGACGGUACUGUUCAUCUUUGUUUUUCCAACCGUAUAAGUUUGGCAAGCCUACAAACCAUCCUUUCUGAUUGUCCGACUGUUUGCAUCUCUUGACUUGAAUCUUAAUGUUGCUAAAACAUAACCAAAGAGCAAAGCUAGUGCCAGGAAGUUUACCAGUAUACAACAACUGUAUUGCUGCAAAAAGAGUAGGGACUAGAAGGUAAUCUGACGUUGGGUUGCAGCAUUCCCAGAUCGAGAUAGUUCAUUUGUCAAGACAAUGUUAUUAUCACCAUUACGAAUAAUGGCAUUAACUACAACAUAGGGACCCAAGUUGUGCAAACAAAAUAAUAAAUCACCAGAAAGGGCUUCUUUUUCGAGGGAUAAUACAAAUCUUCCCAUAUCCCAUAUAUUCCCAAGUGCACAAGCACUUCACGGGUAAUGUAGCUAGCUGCUACAGUGUUUAGAGUCCAUAUGUGUUUGAGUGAAGUUGAUGAUCGUGAAAUUGGAAAGAAGAAGAAGAAGAAGAAGAAGAAGAAGAAAAUGUGAAGAGGAAAACGAAAAUAACUUUGUUCUUGGCUGGGGAAGGGAGGUGGGGUCAUUGUGGAACUGACACCAUCAUCGCAUUGUAACGUAUUUUUACCAUGUCCUCCUAUUUUAAAAAACCCAAGCAAGCAUAUGGAAAGGAAUAAUCUCCUGUCCUGAAUUAUAGUAUUAAUGUCCAAUGGAAAGUUGAACAGUGAAAUCCUAAUUUCCAAAUUGUUCAUAAACAAACGGAGUACAUAUUUGUGCUUAAAAUGCUUAAACACAUGUCCUAUUACAUAACACACACACACACACACACACACACACACACACACACACACACACACACACACAACACACACACACACACACACACACACACACACACACACACACACACACACACACACACACACAAAAGUAUUCCUUCCACCCCUGUGUCGUUCAUCUGUUGAAAUACUGAAGUGUUAUCUUACCCUGCUUAUGUACUCAUUACUUAGUUACCAUGUUGUCAUUUCUAGAUUUUGAUGAGUUCACAGUUAAAUAUUUGUAUAUGCAUUUGUAUGUGAACACAAUGUACACAUGGCUGCCGUCAAUGCCUAUUCAAUAUUGACAGCCUAAUAUUUGUAUCACACCUUGUUGCAGUACUCUAAUGCAACAUUGUCCUGCCAAAUGAUAACUAGUUCCCAUGAAAAUGAAGGUCUGCAAAUCAAAGGCAGAGACAGCUCAUCCAUCGCAUUUCACUCGCCAAUUGUAUUCACUUUGAUUAUCUUCUGAAAAUCUUCAUAUAAAUCGUGUUAUGUGCCUUUUUUAACAUGUGUUUCGUACAUAAACUGAGAUAAGGACCAAUACUCUCAGCAAGAA
Molecule: messenger RNA, 2528 nt
Organism: Gymnodraco acuticeps
Lineage: Eukaryota; Metazoa; Chordata; Actinopteri; Perciformes; Bathydraconidae
Product: caveolae-associated protein 1-like
Exons: 1
Biological process (GO): termination of RNA polymerase I transcription; transcription initiation at RNA polymerase I promoter
Cellular component (GO): caveola; cytoplasm
Molecular function (GO): rRNA primary transcript binding
Source: RefSeq, a predicted model, not a curated record